This is a messenger RNA of Spodoptera litura, 2141 nucleotides long. Its product is annotated as peroxidase-like. The record is from RefSeq and is a predicted model, not a curated record. Gene Ontology annotation, biological process: response to oxidative stress. NCBI's taxonomy places the organism in Eukaryota, Metazoa, Arthropoda, Insecta, Lepidoptera, Noctuidae. Gene Ontology annotation, molecular function: peroxidase activity; heme binding.
CAGCCACACUAUAUAAAUGUCUCCAAACAUUGCCAUUUAGUGUUAACACAGAGAGUAUGUACCGUGAAAUAUUGUUGUGUUUAAGUGAUUAUUAGUACAAUAAUUGAAUGGAUAAAAUGGUGACAGUAAAAAUUUUACUGGCGUUAGCGCUAUGUUAUGCUGCCGAAGGCAUUCACCUUAGUUACCGAUCGAGUUUGCACAUUACUGGACUUGCAGCCACUUUAGCGAGGGUUGCAGCAUUUGGCUCCCAAACUGAAGGACGGCGUGUCACUGGAUUUGGUUGUAGCAAAACAACUCCUAAACCUGAUACAGAUCAGGACUCAGCUUCUAAAACCUGUGGACUUGCACCUACAAACUGCACGAAGUCGCGUUACAGAAGCGUUGAUGGUUCCUGCAAUAACCUUGAAAGACCAGUUUGGGGUUUACCUAAUACGCCUUUGCGUCGGAUUGCGCCUGUUAAUUACGACGAUGGUGUGAGUGCCUUAAAGGCCCAUUCGAAGACGGGCCGACCUCUGCCGAAUACCCGUGAACUUAGUCUACGACUAUACCCUGACCUGCAGGUUAUUGACCCUGUAUGGACCCUAAAUACACAACAAUGGGGACAAAUUGUAGCCCACGACUUGUCACUAUCAGCUAACGAUAUAGAAGCUCCGGAUUUCAAUCCACCGAAUAAGGGGUUGACGAACUGCUGCGAUGACAAUGGGAAACUGACGAUUCUUGCUCAAACGGUCCCGUUUUGUGCUCCCAUAGUGAUACCUCGUAAUGACCCUGUUUAUCCACGAGAAACAGAGUGCAUAAACUUUGUAAGGACGGAAACGACUAAAGAUAGAGGAUGCACUCCACCUAAUGUUGCUGCUCAACAGCUAACGUCAGUCACAACCUUCAUGGAUCUCUCCACUGUCUACGGCAGCAGCCAAAGUCAGGCCAAUGCCGUCAGAGCUCGACGAGGAGGUCGUUUAUUGACCAUUGUGAGAGGAGGCCGGGAAUGGCUACCAAACAAUCCUAAACCAACUGUCAACUGUGAAACUGCGCGGUUACCUAACGAACCUUGCUAUUUAGCUGGUGACGCCCGUGUGAAUCAAAACCCUCAGUUGGCGACUCUCCAAGUCGUGCUGCUGAGGGAACAUAACCGCAUCGCUGACACGCUGGCACAACUCAACCCUCACUGGAACGACGAGACUAUCUUUCAAGAAGCCAGACGUAUCCACAUUGCUGAGACACAACACAUCAACUAUUAUGAAUACCUUCCUAUUCUGUUAGGUUAUGAAAAUAUGGUGAAGAAUAAGCUCAUCUACCCUGAUACUAAUGGUUACGUUAACGACUACGACCCUGGAGUGGAUCCCUCUAUCAUCAAUGAAUACAACACAGCUGCCUUCCGUCACUUCCACUCCUUGAUCAGAGGUCAUUUGGAGUUAGUUUCAGAAAACCGUCGCACCAUUGGAGCCGUGCGCCUGAGUGACUGGUACACACGGCCUCUGCUGUUGGAACUUGACAAUGCCUUCGAUCACUUGGUUCGAGGACUUACAACCCAGGCACAAGACUCCAGCGACCAGUCCCUCGAUGUUGAAAUCACUCAGUACCUGUUCAGACGUAACUAUACUUAUGGAAGUGACCUGCGUGCGAGAGACAUUCAAAGAGGUCGUGACCACGGUUUGGCUUCAUACAUCGAUACUAGAGCUGCUUGCGGUCUUUCUGUUCCUAAAAACUUCUCUGACAUGUUGGACUACAUAUCUCAAGAGAACGUGGCUGCUCUUCAAAACCAUUACGCAUCUCUUGAAGACGUAGAACUGAUGGUUGCUGGUUCUUUGGAGCGCAACGCGCCAGGAGCUCAAGCUGGACCGACCUUCGUCUGCAUCAUCAUGGAGCAGUUCUACAGGACACGUGUUGGCGACAGAUAUUUCUAUGAAAAUGGAGCUGAUCCUGACAUUGCUUUUACACCAAGCCAGCUCGACUCGAUACGCAAGGGAGCAUCAAUAGCGCGGCUGCUAUGUGAUAACAGUGACGGAAUACAGUCUAUGCAGCCCAGAGCCUUCCAAAAGAUAUCGCACACGAACGAGCUUGUACCAUGUGAUACGCUGCCAGCUAUAAAUCUAACCCUAUGGCAAGAUGUAUAAGGCUAAUUUUAGAAUGUAAGAAAUAGU